Molecule: messenger RNA, 1790 nt
Organism: Brassica oleracea var. oleracea
Lineage: Eukaryota; Viridiplantae; Streptophyta; Magnoliopsida; Brassicales; Brassicaceae
Product: cyclin-A2-4-like
Exons: 10
Coding region: 347-1642 (431 amino acids)
Biological process (GO): regulation of cyclin-dependent protein serine/threonine kinase activity; mitotic cell cycle phase transition
Cellular component (GO): cytoplasm; nucleus; cyclin-dependent protein kinase holoenzyme complex
Molecular function (GO): cyclin-dependent protein serine/threonine kinase regulator activity
Source: RefSeq, a predicted model, not a curated record
CGCACGCGCACCUGCAUCUUCUCUGUUCCGAUGUGUUUUUUUUUUCUUGAGAGGUUUUCUGUUUGUUUUCUUGGAUAACAGAAAAUGUGAGUUGAUUCAUUCCACCUCGGUGUUUUUAAGAACUGAUCGAUAAGGGUCUUUUGUGAGAUGAGAUCUUGCAGCUCCACAUUUUCUCAUGGGUCUGUUUCCUGAGAAAAAGUGGAUGCUUCCGAGAAGAAGAAAGAAGCUUAAUGUACUUCUUUCUUUUUAAAAGUUCCGAUUAUUAAUCGAUCUCUAGUUGAAGCUGAUCUUCUGCUAAGACGAAUCAAAAGGUGUUGUUGGAUCGUCUCAUCAGAGUUUCUCAGCCAUGGGGAAUGAGAAAGCCGUUUCUGGAAACACCAUACCUCUCCAUCCUCGCCCUAUAACUCGUGCCCUUGCGCGUGCUUCUUCUAAUCUUACAACAUCUUCAGAAAUGGCUGCUGCUACUACAAUGAUCAACCAGGGAAGGGGUCUGAGAGCAAACAGUAAAAGAACAGCCUCGGAUGAUAAGAAUGCCAAUGCACCUAAGAGGCGAGCUGUUCUUAAUGAUAUCACAAACGUUUCCUGCGAGAAUAACAUUCAGAUAAAGAAGGGAAGGGCAAGUUCUUCCAAGGUUACAAACGCAAAGGUACAAGUUGUGUGUACAGGCACAAACGAAGCAUCUUCUUGUAGCUUUAUCGAAAAGCCGAGUUCCAAGUUGCCUCCAAGACCCCCUGGGAGAUCCACUUCUACAGUUGAAAGAAGCUGUGUUGGAGGAAGUUCCAUUGUGGCAAGCAGCCUCAAAUUCAUUGACAUUGAUUCAGAUGUUAAGGAUCCUCUACUAUGUAGCCUAUAUGCACAUGAAAUCCACUACAACAUGCGUGUCGCUGAGCUUAAACGCAGACCAUCUCCUGAUUUUAUGGAGAGAACACAAAGAGAUGUGACUAAGACAAUGCGUGGAAUCCUUGUUGAUUGGCUUGUUGAGGUCUCAGAGGAAUACACACUUGUACCUGACACACUCUACCUCACAGUGUAUCUGAUAGAUUGGUUUCUAAAUGGGAACUACAUAGAAAGACAAAGACUUCAAUUGCUCGGCGUCACUUGUAUGCUCAUUGCCUCGAAGUAUGAGGAAAUCUAUGCGCCACGCAUUGAAGAGUUCUGCUUCAUCACGGACAACACUUACACAAGAGAUCAGGUCCUGGAAAUGGAGAGCCAAGUACUGAAGCAUUUUAGUUUUCAGAUUUACACUCCCACUUCAAAAACAUUCCUCAGGAGAUUUCUCCGAGCAGCUCAAGCUUCUCACGUGAUGCCAAGUGUGGAAAUGGAGUUUCUGGCGAAUUAUCUAACGGAAUUGACGUUAGUAGAGUAUGAGUUCUUGAAGUUCUUGCCUUCCGUUAUAGCUGCUUCGGCUGUUUUUCUUGCCAAGUGGACUAUGAACCAAUCAAGCCACCCUUGGAAUCCAACACUUGAGCAUUACACAACGUACAGAGCCUCCGAUCUUAAAGCAUGUGUUCAGGCCUUGCACGAACUGCAGCUUAACACCAAAAGAUGUCCCUUAAACUCUAUUCGUAUGAAGUACAAACAAGACAAGUUCAAAUCCGUGGCGGUGUUCACUUCUCCGGAGCUACCUGAUAGGCUAUUUUGAGAAAAAAAGACUAAACCGAGCGGUUUAUCAUCUCCUAACCGAUAUAACACACGUGUAACAUUGUCCUAUGUUCCGGUUUUCGGACUUUCAAUCCGUUUUCACCUGUUACUCUCUCUCUCUCUUAAAUAAAACAGUAGUGAUAGAUAAA